Danaus chrysippus (African queen) is the source of this 1809-nucleotide messenger RNA. NCBI's taxonomy places the organism in Eukaryota, Metazoa, Arthropoda, Insecta, Lepidoptera, Nymphalidae. The record is from the annotation of a GenBank genome assembly.
AUGGAUUCAAAGAGUGACAUCGAGCUCAGUGUUCAAGGAGGGAGUAGCAAACCUGGCGUUGGAGCAACUAAAUCUGACCUUCCAGAACGAGGUUCUUGGGGCAGCAAGUUAGACUUCAUCCUCUCAGUUAUCGGACUGGCUAUUGGUUUAGGCAACGUCUGGCGCUUCCCUUAUCUGUGCUACAAAAAUGGUGGCGGCGCCUUCCUUAUUCCGUACUUCCUCACCCUCUUCCUUGCCGGGAUUCCGAUGUUCUUCAUGGAACUUGCUAUGGGACAGAUGCUUACGAUCGGUGGCUUGGGAGUUUUCAAAAUAGCACCCAUUUUUAAAGGUAUCGGCUACGCAGCAGCAGUGAUGUCAUGUUGGAUGAACGUGUACUACAUAGUCAUCUUAGCGUGGGCCAUCUUCUACUUCUUUAUGUCAAUGAGAUCUGAUGUUCCAUGGAGAACUUGUGAUAACUACUGGAACACGGACACUUGUGUGAAUCCGUAUGACAGGAAGAACCUGACCUGCUGGUCCGACUUCGAUAUGAACACUUUCUGUACACUCAACGGCAAGAAUGUCAGUAAGGCAUUCCUCUCUGAUCCUGUUAAAGAAUUUUGGGAACGUCGCGCUCUCCAAAUAUCCAGCGGUAUAGAACACAUCGGUAACAUCCGCUGGGAGCUGGCGGGCACGCUGCUGCUGGUGUGGGUGCUCUGCUACUUCUGCAUCUGGAAAGGAGUUCGUUGGACCGGCAAAGUCGUGUACUUCACCGCGCUGUUCCCAUACUUUUUGCUGACUGUACUGCUUAUUAGGGGUAUCACUCUCCCGGGAGCGUUUGAGGGCAUAAAGUUCUACGUGAUGCCAAACAUGUCAAAACUUCUUGAAUCAGAAGUAUGGAUAGACGCUGUAACUCAGAUCUUCUUCUCGUAUGGUCUCGGUCUCGGAACUCUCGUCGCGUUGGGAAGUUACAAUAAGUUCACAAAUAAUGUAUACAAAGACGCUCUAAUAGUGUGUUCAGUCAACUCCAGUACGUCGAUGUUCGCUGGUUUCGUCAUAUUCUCGGUUGUGGGCUUCAUGGCUCACGAGCAACAAAGACCUGUGGCUGAAGUCGCUGCAUCAGGGCCGGGUCUAGCGUUCUUAGCGUACCCGUCCGCGGUGCUGCAGCUCCCGGGCGCGUCUCUGUGGUCGUGUCUGUUCUUCUUCAUGUUGCUCCUCAUCGGUCUGGACAGUCAGUUUUGUACUAUGGAAGGAUUCAUCACUGCCGUCAUUGAUGAGUGGCCGAAACUAUUGAGACGUAGGAAGGAAAUAUUCAUUGCGAUUACAUGCAUCAUAUCUUAUUUGGUCGGAUUGUCUUGCAUCUCUGAGGGAGGAAUGUACGUUUUCCAAAUACUAGACUCGUACGCCGUCUCCGGUUUCUGUCUGUUAUUCUUGAUCUUCUUCGAGUGCGUGUCCAUCUCGUGGGCGUUUGGUGUGAACCGCUUCUACGACGGAAUAAAGGAAAUGAUCGGAUACUACCCAACUAUAUGGUGGAAAUUCUGCUGGGUUGGAUUCACGCCCGCUAUAUGCAUCAGCGUGUUCAUCUUCAACCUGGUCCAGUGGAAGCCCAUCAAGUACAUGAGCUACGAGUACCCGUGGUGGUCGCACGUGCUCGGCUGGUUCACGGCGCUGUCCUCCAUGCUGUGCAUCCCGGGGUACAUGCUGUACCUGUGGAGGGUCACGCCGGGGACUAACAUGGAGAAAUUCCACAAGAUAGUUCGUAUCCCGGAAGACGUUCCCACUCUCCGCACCAAGAUGCAGGCCGAGGAACAAGCGAAACACGCUAGCGCUUAA